Molecule: messenger RNA, 1656 nt
Organism: Cannabis sativa
Lineage: Eukaryota; Viridiplantae; Streptophyta; Magnoliopsida; Rosales; Cannabaceae
Exons: 1
Coding region: 1-1656 (551 amino acids)
Source: RefSeq, a predicted model, not a curated record
AUGCGUUACUUCCCACUCACACCUAGGCUGAAACGAUUAUAUUGCUCAAGACACACUGCGGAGGAUAUGCGGUGGCAUUACUCGCAGAGACCAAAAGAAGACGGUGUGCUUAGGCAUCCUGCGGAUGCUGAAGAAUGGAAGCAGUUUGACCGCCUUCAUCCGUCUUUUGAUGUUGAACCUAGUAAUGUCAGACUGGGAUUGGCGACUGACGGUUUUAAUCCAUUUGGCAACAUGAGCAACUCUUACAGCCUGUGGCCAGUUAUUUGUGUCCCAUAUAAUUUGCCACCGUGGAAGUGUAUGAGUUCUGAAUCGUUGUUGUUGACCUUAUUAAUUCCAGGUCCAUCAUCUCUUGGGAAAGACAUAGAUGUAUUCAUGAGACCGUUAAUUGAUGAACUGAAACAGUUGUGGGAGACGGGUGUUGAAACCCGAGAUGCCUACAACGGAACUGUGUUUUCAAUGCGUGCGGCAGUGUUGUGGACAAUAAAUGACUUUCCUGCUUAUGCUCUAAUGUCUGGUUGGAGCACAAAAGGGUAUAUGGCGUGUCCCACUUGCAAUGAACAUACUCCUUCCAUUGGCCUAAAUAGUAAGAUUGGAUAUGUUGGCCACAGACGCUUUCUCGAAAUGAGUGAUCCGAGAAGGAGAAGCAAAAAGUACAAUGGUAAGCCUGAGAAGAGAGCACCACCUCCUGUAUUGACGGGGGAUGAUAUUUUAUCUCAAUUAGACCGAAUUCCAUUGACUUUGCCUGGAAAACACAAACAGUUCGGGGGUGUGAAACGGAAGCGUUCUAGUGAAGAGCUCAAUUGGUCUAAAAAAAGUAUUUUUUUUGAGCUUGAGUACUGGAAGUCAAAGUCCUUACGACAUAAUCUUGAUGUAAUGCACAUUGAGAAAAAUGUGUGUGACAGCUUAGUAGGUACUCUUCUAAGUAUCGACGGGAAGUCAAAGGAUACCGACAAGGCGAGAAUGGAUUUGCAAGACUUGCAAAUACGACGAGAGUUGUGGUUGUAUGAAGACCGGAAUGGGAAGUGGAAGAAGCCUCCAGCUAGUUACACACUUAGUGUUCAAGAACAGAUUGAAUUUGCAGACUUCAUAAAGUCUGUACGAUUUCCGGGCGGUUUUGCAGCAAACUUAGACAAAAAUGUAAAUUUGGAUACGGGCAAGAUUUCCGGGCUCAAAUCACAUGAUUGUCAUGUGUUGUUACAACGUUUACUACCGGCAGGUAUCCGUAAGUUCUUGAAAAAAGAAAUCCGGGACACAAUCAUUGAGCUGUGUGUGUAUUUCAAACAAUUAUGCUCAAGAACACUUCAUGUUUCGGAUUUAGAAAAAAUGCAAACAAAUAUUCUAACUAUUUUGUGCAAGUUAGAAACAAUUUUUCCACCGACCUUCUUCGACAUAAUGGUUCACGUAGUUAUGCAUCUCCCUAAAGAAGCUAUACUAGGUGGACCAGUGCAGUACAGGUGGAUGUAUCCCAUUGAGCGCUCAAUGUCUGUGUACAAGCAAUAUGUCAGGAAUCGUGCCCGUCCGGAAGGCUCUAUUGCUGAAUCUUUUGUGGUUAAUGAGGCAUUAACCUUUUGCUCAAUGUACUUUCGAGAAGUGGAAACUCGAUUCAACCGUCCUGACCGGAACAAUGACAUUGUCCAAAACAUGCCAACUCGAUAA